AUGUCCAGAGCCCUCUGGCGCCGCAGCUUUGCCGUGUCGAGCGCCUUACGACCGCGUCACGCGCCCGUCCGCUUUGCCCGUUGUCGCCUCAUGAGCUCAAGCGAACGCCUCAACGCCGAUGCAGCUGCCGACGCCAGUGCACCUCAAGCGCCCCCCAACGAGACGAUCUUCGACCGGAUCAUCCGGCGGGAGGUGCCCGCCCGCAUCGCGUACGAAGACGACCAGUGCCUGGCGUUCCACGACGCGCACCCGCAGGCGCCAGUGCACGUUCUGAUCAUUCCCAAGACCCGCGACGGCCUCACGCAACUCGCGCGAGCUGAAGAGCGCCACGAAGCGCUGCUCGGGCAUCUGCUGUACGCCGCGAAGCUCGUCGCCCAGCAACAGCACUUGGACAAGGGCUUUCGCAUUGUCCUUAACGACGGCGUCGACGGCUGCCAGUCGGUCUAUCAUCUGCACUUGCACCUUCUCGGGGGACGGACACUGGGCUGGCCGCCUGGAUAG
Molecule: messenger RNA, 501 nt
Organism: Hyaloperonospora brassicae
Lineage: Eukaryota; Oomycota; Peronosporomycetes; Peronosporales; Peronosporaceae
Source: the annotation of a GenBank genome assembly